AUGUUCGGCUUCAUCCAGGUCAGGGACCGGGAUUCCUCUUCUACAAACGCCAGCCUGUCCGCGACAGGUAUCAGCAUCUUCAACCACCUAGAAUCUGACGACGACGCCAUGCGCAAGGGAAAUCGCCCUCCGCCGCUGAACCUCAGCAUCGUGACCCGGCCGAGGUCACUGCCCCGGGUAUCCAGGACACCCGUGCUCCUGGCAAAGGAGCUCACGCCCCUGCUGACUCCCCUUCCUGAGGAAGAGGUCGAGGAGGACCCGCAGGGCCCGGUGGUUCGCGCCGUGAGGAUAUCUGUCGAUUUCCUGCAGGUUGUUUCAUGCAUGCUGGUGAUGUUGAUGCUGGGCAUCUUCAUGGCAUCGUACGCGGGGGCUGCAUCGUCAAGUUAUGGAAUCAGAGCCUCGAUACUCAUGGCAGCAUUGGCCUGCGAUGUCGGCCUCGGCAUCUGCUCUAUCCGCUUCUACGAUCAGCCAUGGCCCCGCGUCGCUGUGGUGCUCCGGAUGCUCACCGCGGCGGUCCUCGUUGGGAGCCUAGUAGGCUUUGUUGCAGCGGAAAGAGUGUUUCCGGCAGACUACACGUACUGGAACUUGGCAUCCUCGCAAUCCGGCGGGCCGGUGUUGGGUCUUGUCUCUGCAAUUCUUGCUGGUGGCAACGGCUGCGGAUGA
Messenger RNA from Fusarium vanettenii 77-13-4, 663 nucleotides. RefSeq lists its product as uncharacterized. The coding region runs from base 1 to 663 and encodes 220 amino acids. The record is from RefSeq and is a predicted model, not a curated record. The transcript is spliced from 3 exons. NCBI's taxonomy places the organism in Eukaryota, Fungi, Ascomycota, Sordariomycetes, Hypocreales, Nectriaceae.